UCCCUCUCAAUCCCCCUCAGCCCAUCAUCCGAUUCCCCUCGGCUUCUAUCCUCAGCUCUGCCUUCCUAUCCCGUAAGGUGGGGAGGGGAGAAAGCAUGAAGCUGAGCGUGGCCUCCUUCUUCGGCUCUAACUCCAAGAAGGCCGACAAGAAGAAGUCCAAGAACCGCCGCGACAGCUCCUUCGGAAACAACGCCUCCACCUCCUCCUCGUCCGACGAGUCCUCCACCUCCUCGUCCCUCCUCCACGCCUCCCCAAGAUCCGUCCUCCCCUUCUCCGUCCACGACCUCUUCGGCGUCCUCGACCGCGACGGCGACGGGAAGAUCGUGGCCCGAGAGCUCGAGGCCGUUCUGCGGCGGCUCGGCCCCGAUCCGCUCACGGCGGAGGAGGCCGCGUCGGUCGCCGCGGAGGUCGGCCUCGCCGGCGACGGGUGCAUAACCGUGGAGGAGCUGGAGGCCCUUGGGGCCAAGCUGCAGCUUCCGGCGGCCGCGGAGGCGGAGGCGGAGCUGCGCGAGGCCUUCGCGGUGUUCGACGCGGACGGGGACGGGAAAAUCUCGGCCGAGGAGUUGCUGGGCGUGUUCGUGACGCUUGGGGACGACGGGUGCACCUUGGAGGAUUGCCGUUGCAUGAUCCAAGGGGUGGAUACCGACGGCGAUGGCUUCGUUUGCUUUGAUGAUUUCGCCCGGAUGAUGGACGGUCAGAGAUGAUGAAUUGUGGUGGCGGUGAUGAUGACGGACCAGAAUUUUUCUUCUCCUUUUUUUUUUUGUCAAAAAUACCAUCAACCAAAUUGGACGAUAAAAUUUUCUUUGCUAAUAAUAUUCUGGUAUUUUUAUAGCAA
Messenger RNA from Musa acuminata AAA Group (dessert banana), 835 nucleotides. RefSeq names its product probable calcium-binding protein CML36. Lineage: Eukaryota; Viridiplantae; Streptophyta; Magnoliopsida; Zingiberales; Musaceae. The record is from RefSeq and is a predicted model, not a curated record. Gene Ontology annotation, molecular function: calcium ion binding. Bases 96 to 704 code for a protein of 202 amino acids. The transcript has a single exon.